CCUCCCACUGUGUACAAAACCCAAAGAACACCGACCGACCCUUCUUCUCCUACUCAGCUCAACUUUUCUCCGGGCAACCGUCGCCGCGUCUACGUCUCCGGAAGUCCGUACGGCGCCGUUUGAUCGCCGCCGAUUGUCGGAGAGAGUCUCCGCGCCGUUUCAAAGUUUCUUCUCGAUGGAGAUUACCAUGUUUCUGACCGUUUGGGAAUAGGGAAGGUGUGGUUAACCGCCCGCCCGCGAUUAUCGUGGUCGGUGAGUAACGGCGGUGUUUGGUCAAACCGUACGGUUAAACGGCGCGUUUGGUUCAAUCGCCGAGAAAAGGGAGGGAGUUUUGAAACGGGGUUUGAUUAAACGCCGUCGGUUAGAGAGAUGUUAUUACUGGUUUAGCCUCUCAACGCAGAGUUAUCGGCGCGGGAGGGAGUGGAGACUAGAGAGGGGAAGGAACGGGGAGUCGUACUAUGGGGCGGUUGGCGGCGGGGUUGGCAGUGGGAUGUGCAGUGGCGGCGUGUGUGGUGGCGACAGUGAUGGUGGGGAGACGGGUACGGAGGAGGAAGAAGUGGCGGAAGGUGUUGCGGGUUCUGGAGGAGCUGGAGGAGGCCUGCGCCACCCCUGUUGGGCGGCUCCGGCAAGUUGUCGACGCUAUGGCCGUCGAAAUGCACGCCGGCCUAGCCUCUGAAGGCGGGAGCAAGCUCAAGAUGUUGCUCACAUAUGUCGAUAAACUCCCCAAUGGUAGUGAGGAGGGAACAUUUUAUGCUCUAGAUCUUGGAGGUACCAACUUUCGGGUUUUGCGGGUUCAAUUAGGUGGUCAAAGGUCUGCUACUAUCAGACACGAUGUACAGCAGCAGCCAAUUCCUCAACACUUAUUGACUGGCACCAGCGAGGAUCUCUUCGAUUUUAUUGCAUCAUCGCUGAAGGAUUUCAUUGAAAGGGAUAGUAGUGACUCAGAACACUCACAAGGCAGAAGUCUUGGCUUCACAUUUUCUUUUCCUGUCAAACAAACUUCUGUCUCAUCUGGCAUCUUGAUCAAGUGGACACAAGGAUUCGAAAUUGAAGACAUGGUUGGAAGAAAUGUUUCUGAGUGCCUACAAGCAGCAUUUUCUAGAAAGGGCCUAGAUAUUCGGGUAGCAGCAUUGAUAAAUGAUACAGUGGCAACACUGGCUCUUGGACAUUAUAAUGAUGAAGACACCGUUGCAGCUGUUAUAUUUGGGACAGGUACUAAUGCGUGUUAUGUGGAGCGUGCAGAUGCUAUUAUAAAAUGCCAAGGCCUUUUAACAACUUCAGGAAGCAUGGUAGUCAAUAUGGAAUGGGGAAACUUCUGGUCAUCUCAUUUACCACGAACAUCAUAUGACAGUGACUUGGAUGCUGAUAGCCCAAAUCCUAAUGAUCAGGGAUUCGAGAAAAUGAUUUCAGGGAUGUAUUUGGGGGACAUAGUAAGAAGAGUUCUUCUAAGAAUGUCACAGGAGUUUGAUGUUUUCGGACCUGUGUCUUCCAAAUUAGCAAUGCCAUUUCUGCUGAGGACACCCCUCAUGGCUGCUAUGCACGAUGAUGAUUCACCUGAAUUGAGUGAAGUAGCAAGAGUUCUCGGAGAAAUACUGGAGUUACCCGAUGUCCCUCUUAAACUUCGGAAGCUAGUAGUGGAAGUGUGCGAUGUGGUAACUCGACGAGCUGCUAGGUUAGCUGCAGCAGGUAUCGUGGGAAUAUUAAAGAAGAUCGGGAGGGAUGGAACUGGCGGCAUUGCCAGUGGGAAAUUGAGAAGUGGUAGUAGCUCAAGCAGGAUGAAAAGAACGGUGGUGGCCAUCGAAGGCGGGUUGUAUACAAGCUACACCUCUUUCAGAGAGUACUUGAAUGAAGCAGUGGCAGAGAUAUUAGGGGAAGAAGUUUCGUCCCACGUUACCAUUACAGUAACCGAAGAUGGAUCGGGGAUCGGAGCAGCUCUUCUUGCUGCUGCAGUGCAUUCGGCUUCCACGACAGUACAGUUGCUAUGAAUAUAUAAGAUACAUAAUUUAUACAUAGCUCUGUAAAUUGUAGAAGUCAUUUAUCCAUGGAAAAAAUAUAUAUAUGUAAAAGGGGAAUGCUGUGUAUAAGUGUCAAGUUUGAUUGAUAGUUUUUAGGGUAUUAUAUUUGUGGGGUUCUCUUUCAUGAUGCUUGUUGGCUGGCUGGCUGGCUGGCUCGAUUCAAAUUUUGAAGCAAUGGUGUUCUUAUCAUCUAAAGCAGUGUAAAAUGUAACCAAAGGUCAAUGCAAGUAUUUAUUUAUUUGUUUAUUGUU
Ipomoea nil (Japanese morning glory) is the source of this 2266-nucleotide messenger RNA. Its product is annotated as hexokinase-3-like. The record is from RefSeq and is a predicted model, not a curated record. Bases 459 to 1985 code for a protein of 508 amino acids. Gene Ontology annotation, molecular function: ATP binding; fructokinase activity; mannokinase activity. The transcript has 9 exons. Gene Ontology annotation, biological process: glycolytic process; intracellular glucose homeostasis; glucose 6-phosphate metabolic process. Gene Ontology annotation, cellular component: mitochondrion; cytosol. NCBI's taxonomy places the organism in Eukaryota, Viridiplantae, Streptophyta, Magnoliopsida, Solanales, Convolvulaceae.